This is a messenger RNA of Trichoderma asperellum CBS 433.97, 1878 nucleotides long. RefSeq lists its product as uncharacterized. The record is from RefSeq and is a predicted model, not a curated record. NCBI's taxonomy places the organism in Eukaryota, Fungi, Ascomycota, Sordariomycetes, Hypocreales, Hypocreaceae. Gene Ontology annotation, molecular function: protein binding.
AUGAGAGGGCCGCCUACGCCUAACAUGCCUACGCCAGCGGCUGAUUUCGACCAACAGCUGACGGGAUCGGCUCCCGAUCCCCCAACUCCAGCCGCGUCCCCCGGACCUGCACACUGCCAACCAGACUGGAGCAAUGCCGCCGAUGACGAAGACUUCUUCUUGGCCAAGGUCCGACAGCAUUUUCAGAACUCUUCCGGUCCGCAGCGGACCAGAAUUCUGGCUGAUUUGUUGAACCUCUGCACGAGCCAACAGCUUAGCUUUGUUCACCAAUUUGUCAGCCCAUUAUUGAAGAAGGACCCGUUCACCAGUCUUCCAGAUGAGCUAUGUUUACGGAUAUUAUCAUUCAUUGACGACCCCAAAGUCCUGGCGCGAUCGUCGCAAGUCUCGAAGCGUUGGCGAGAUCUCCUGAGCGAUGACAUGACGUGGAAGAACCUUUGCGAGAAGCACGAUUAUGGUCGCCGAAUGUCGGAGGUCUCGCCCUCAGCUCCGAUCAUGACGACGCGAUCCUCGGCCUACGCUGUCGAUGUCGAUAGCGAGAUGUCCAGUAGCUUCCCGGGAGCCUUUCCCUUCACAUCACACGCCCCAAGUUCGAUGAGUUUUGAGAGCAGGAGGCCCAAAAUACGUUCAUACAAGUCCCACUUCAAGCAGAGAUACCUCGUGGAAGCAGCUUGGAGAUCUGGCGGCACAAGCAUCACUCGCAAUAUUACACAGGAAGGAGGCGUGGUCACUAGCUUGCAUUUGACGCAAAAGUACAUCAUUGUCGCCCUCGAUAACGCCAAAAUCCAUGUCUUCGAUACCGAUGGCAACUCGAUGAGAACUUUGCAGGGUCAUGUCAUGGGAGUCUGGGCUAUGGUGCCCUGGGGGGAUACUAUGGUCAGCGGUGGGUGCGAUCGCGAUGUGCGCGUUUGGGACUUGAAGACUGGUGCUUGUCUACAUACAUUGCGAGGCCAUACAUCGACCGUUCGAUGUCUGAAGAUGGCUGAUGAGAAUACCGCCAUUUCCGGUUCUCGAGACACAACGCUGCGCAUCUGGGAUAUCCGCACCGGAUUAUGUAAAAACGUCCUUGUCGGACACCAGUCAAGUGUACGGUGCCUGGAGAUCAAGGGCGACAUUGUAGUAUCCGGGAGCUACGAUACGUUUGCCAGAGUUUGGAGCAUCUCAGAGGGAAGAUGCUUGCAGACACUACAAGGACAUUUCAGCCAGAUUUAUGCUAUUGCAUUUGACGGCAAGAGGGUGGCGACUGGGAGCCUGGAUACUAACGUUCGAGUCUGGGACCCCAUGACUGGAGAAUGCCUUGCUAUUCUCCAGGGCCAUACAUCUCUUGUCGGGCAACUGCAGAUGAGGGGUGAUACUCUAGUGACGGGUGGUUCUGAUGGUUCGGUCCGAGUAUGGUCUCUGGAAAAGAUGUGCCCUAUCCAUCGCCUUGCUGCCCAUGACAAUAGCGUCACAAGCUUGCAAUUCGACGACACUCGAGUUGUUAGUGGAGGAAGCGACGGGAGAGUUAAGAUUUGGGAUCUCAAGACGGGCCAUCUUGUUCGCGAGCUGAUUGCUCAAUGCGAAGCGGUUUGGCGAGUUGCCUUUGAGGAUGAGAAGUGUGUCGCAUUGACAUUGAGGCAAGGUCGCACAGUAAUGGAGGUCUGGUCAUUUUCUCCUCCGGAAGAGAUGCUUUACGAUCGUCCCUUUUCGCUUCAGCAGCGUGUCCUCGAAGACGAUCCCGACCGUCCAAUGAGCGCGAUGGCGUUUGAUUACCGAGGCAAUGAUGUGACAAUGGCCGGCUUAGGUCGAGAUGCAUCAUCUCAAGAUAUGAGUAUGGUGGACGCUGGCCCGUCGACAGCUCCGCUUCAAGGAGGCAACAUGACUUUCUUCCACGACAAUUAA